AUGUCCAGCAGUGAAAUGGAUUCUGAUGGUAUGAUAAAUGAAGCAUAUGACGACUCGGAGUUAAUUGGUGAGGAAACAGAAUCAAAAUAUGCAUCGAUUAAGAGGUGGUAUCAGCUAAUCACUUCUCCCUUAGAUUUGCAGUUGGUAAUAAAUGAAAAGUUAGAAAUGAUCAACUGGGAUGCACAUGCUAAAAGUCUAGCUAAGCCAUUAGGGAACUUUUUAACGGUGCUUUUUUUUGUUACAAGACUUUUGCAGGACAAUUUGAUCAAGCCCAAUUAUUACAAACUAAACGUCAAGUCAGGUGCUUUCGAUCUUUCUAAAUCCAACAAAUUAAAAGAGUUUGAUUAUUUAUGGGAGAUAUCCUCCAGCUUUCAAGACAAUAAUCAAUUUUAUGCAUUCCAAUCUUGGUAUUUCGUUACUCUAAGGUUUAUGAACAAUCUUUUCAAGUUUACUAUUUUCAUAUUGCUGUCUCUGAACCUGUAUGUAAGCUGCAAGUUCAUGUUUGGAUACCUUAAAACUUACAAUCUCUUCCAUUUGAAAAAAGAGUUCGAUUCUCCAAACUUGACUAAACAUAACUUGAGCGAUUUAAGUAAAGAAUAUUAUGAAGAUAUUUACAAGCAGUCAUUGUGGUCUAUGUUAAAGCAUUUUUUUAGAGGAUCUCAUACUGAUGCACCUUAUAUUGAUCAAGAUGAAGAUGAAAUAUUUUAUCAGUUGAAAAAAUGGACUCCGACUAACUUCAUGAUUAAUCUUUUCGUGUCUUUUUCACCAACGGCAAUUGUUUUUUUGAGCUUUUCUGAUGUUACGUUUACGACAGCAAUUGCCAUAAUCAUCCAUCAAUAUAUUCUAGAUUAUGUCAUAACUAAGAGAUUUCAGAGAAGUGUGGACGAUGACUUGAUCUUAUCAAGUGCGGCUUUGCAAGAGUAUGAGGACAAGCAUAUAAUAGCACGAACACAUGAAUACGGCAACACAAAUACUCUAUCAUCUGCUAUAGGAACUAGACCUAAAACACCAAGAAUAUUCACCACUCAUUCACUACGUGGAGAGGAAAUUAGAGAAGUGUAUAAUUACAAAAAAAAGGAGUUUGAGGCAUUACCUAAGAUGACUGAAAAUGUGCCAGAGUCACGAGAAACCGGAAUGAAGGUCCGCGAAGGCAUUUCUCAGAUACCUGGUAAUCACACCUAUCCUAUUGGUUUUCGUUAUUCCCCCAAAAUCAUCCCAUAUUUGAGGGAGAAAGGUUCAAAUAAUGAUUUUGUUCAACUAUCGUUAAAUCAAAAUUUAAAGAAGGAUGGAGCUCACCUGCCGAAUCAAGACCAAAACACAUCAAAAUCGUUGAGUCCCCUAAGAAAAACGCCUUUAAGCACAAGGCAGAAAAGUUUUGAAGGCUCAGAAUUCAAUGCGUUGAAUAAGGAUGAUAUUGAUGCCAUUCUUCGCUCUCCAAAGAAAAAGAAGAACAAUCACAAAAAAUAA
Molecule: messenger RNA, 1467 nt
Organism: Saccharomyces paradoxus
Lineage: Eukaryota; Fungi; Ascomycota; Saccharomycetes; Saccharomycetales; Saccharomycetaceae
Gene: NUR1
Product: Nur1p
Exons: 1
Coding region: 1-1467 (488 amino acids)
Biological process (GO): maintenance of rDNA; regulation of exit from mitosis
Source: RefSeq, a predicted model, not a curated record